CAAAAAGAAACUGUGUAAUCAGGGAAGCCCAAGAAUAAGCUUUCAGACCAGCUAUUUUCUAGUCUAUUUCAAGCUCAAUUUUUCUUUUUUUUUUUUUUCAGAAAAAAGGACUGUUCUCUGAUGAUUUUCUGCACUGCCACAUACUUACUCAUUAAAACUCCGCCCCCAAUUCAGAAGAAACUGUGCAUUUCCUACUUUUAUGCUGUAUGUUUGAUUUGCACAGCUCAGCUGGUCAGAGGAACUGAGACAUCUGUCCCCCUGUGAGAAUCUCUCCCGAGUCGAGCAAAAUGGAUUAUCAAACAUCAAGUCCCCUCUACGACAUUGAUUAUGGGAUGUCAGAGCCCUGCCAAAAAGUCAAUGUGAGACAAACUGCAGCCCAGCUCCUGCCCCUGCUCUACUCGCUGGUGUUCAUCUUUGGUUUUGUGGGUAACAUUCUGGUCGUCCUCAUCCUGAUCAACUGCAAAAAGCUGAAGACCAUGACUGACAUCUACCUGCUCAACUUGGCCAUCUCUGACCUCCUUUUCAUCAUCACCAUCCCGUUCUGGGCUCACUAUGCUGCAGACCAGUGGGACUUUGGAAAUAUCAUGUGCCAGUUCUUCACGGGAUUCUAUUUCAUUGGCUUUUUCUCUGGAAUCUUCUUCAUCAUCCUCUUGACAAUCGAUAGGUACCUGGCUAUCGUCCAUGCUGUGUUUGCUUUGAAAGCCAGGACAGUCACCUUUGGGGUGGUGACAAGUGGGGUCACCUGGGUGGUGGCUGUGUUCGCCUCUCUCCCAGGAAUCAUCUUUACCAAAUCCCAAAAAGAGGGUUCUCGUUAUACAUGCAGCCCUCAUUUUCCAUCCAGUCAGUAUCAUUUCUGGAAGAAUUUCCAAACUUUAAAGAUAGUCAUCUUGGGCCUGGUGCUGCCACUGCUUGUCAUGAUCGUCUGCUACUCGGGAAUCCUAAAAACCCUGCUUCGGUGUCGCAACGAGAAGAAGAGGCACAAGGCCGUGAGGCUCAUCUUUGCCGUCAUGAUUGUCUACUUUCUCUUCUGGGCUCCCUACAACAUCGUCCUUCUUCUGAGCACCUUCCAGGAAUUCUUUGGCCUGAAUAACUGCAGUGACUCUAAUAGGCUGGACCAAGCCAUGCAGGUGACAGAGACCCUAGGGAUGACACACUGCUGCAUCAACCCCAUCAUCUACGCCUUCGUCGGGGAGAAGUUCCGAAGCUAUCUCUUACAGUUCUUCCGAAAGCACGUUGCCAGAUGCUUCUGCAAAGGCUGUCCAGUCUUCCAGGGAGACGCUCCAGAGCGAGCGAGCUCCGUUUAUACACGAUCCACGGGGGAGCAGGAAAUCUCUGUUGGCUUCUGACCUGACUCAGUUUUUAUAUGCAGACUAGGGGCGGGAGCGGUUCUUUUAAAGAGGAAGUUACUGUCAUAGAGGGUCUAAGUUUCAUCCAUUUAUUUGGCAUCAGCUCUAAGUAUAUUAGAUAUUUCAAGCUCAUCAGUUCUAGAAAGCCAAAUCAAAAUAUGUGAUGAAAUAGCAACCUUCUCACCUCCCCUCCACACACAUCAAUUUAUUGGCAAACUCUCCCUUCACUGCAAAAGUUCAAU
Physeter macrocephalus (sperm whale) is the source of this 1588-nucleotide messenger RNA. It is a transcript of the gene CCR5, whose product is annotated as C-C motif chemokine receptor 5. The coding region runs from base 288 to 1346 and encodes 352 amino acids. Gene Ontology annotation, molecular function: C-C chemokine receptor activity; chemokine (C-C motif) ligand 5 binding. The transcript is spliced from 2 exons. Gene Ontology annotation, cellular component: external side of plasma membrane; membrane. The record is from RefSeq and is a predicted model, not a curated record. Lineage: Eukaryota; Metazoa; Chordata; Mammalia; Artiodactyla; Physeteridae. Gene Ontology annotation, biological process: inflammatory response; positive regulation of cytosolic calcium ion concentration; calcium-mediated signaling.